AUGAUCCUCUUGGUCCUGGAAAACAAAGAGCAAAAAGUAGGAACAUCUACCUUUAUAGAAGCUUUGGCAACCAAUGGUACCAACAUACAGACAUCAGUAACAGGAGUAGCGGCCAACAAACGAAGAUUUAUUGAUGAAAGGAGAGACCAGCCUUUUGAUAAAAGGCUACGAUUCAGUGUGCGGCAAACUGAAAGUGCUUACCGAUACAGAGACAUUGUUGUCAGAAAACAAGAUGGAUUCACACAUAUUUUAUUAUCCACCAAGUCAUCAGAGAACAAUUCAUUAAAUCCAGAGGUAAUGAAAGAAGUCCAGAGUGCGCUGAACACAGCAGCAGUUGAUGACAGUAAACUUGUACUUCUUAGCGCAGUUGGCAGUGUUUUCUGUUGUGGCCUUGAUUUCAUUUAUUUUAUUCGACGUUUGACAGAUGAUAGAAAAAGGGAAAGUACUAAGAUGGCAGAUGCAAUUAGGAAUUUUGUAAAUACUUUCAUUCAGUUUAAAAAGCCCAUCAUUGUUGCAGUAAAUGGCCCAGCUAUUGGACUUGGAGCAUCUAUAUUACCUCUGUGUGAUGUUGUUUGGGCUAAUGAGAAGGCUUGGUUUCAGACUCCAUAUACAACAUUUGGGCAAAGUCCUGAUGGAUGUUCAUCCCUCACAUUCCCAAGAAUAAUGGGCCUGGCGUCUGCAAAUGAAAUGUUAUUUAGUGGAAGGAAGCUGACUGCACAAGAAGCAUGUUCAAAAGGACUGGUGUCUCAAGUAUUCUGGCCGGGAACAUUCACACAGGAAGUUAUGGUUCGAAUUAAGGAACUUGUCACAUGCAAUUCAGUUGUACUUGAAGAAUCCAAAGGUUUAGUUCGUAGUAUUAUGAAGGUGGACUUGGAACAAGCCAAUGAUAAGGAGUGUGAAGUUUUAAAGAAAAUUUGGGGUUCUGCUCAAGGGAUGGACUCAAUGUUAAAAUACUUGCAGAAGAAGAUUGAUGAAUUUUGAAGAGAUGUGUAUUGACACUGGAUUGUAUUUACUUGGACAUCUGGAUUUCAUCAAUACCCUAACUGAAAUUAAAAUAAAAUAUACCUAAGGCUCCGAAAAUGUGGGCUAAAAGGUAGAGGAACAUGGUUUUAUGGUCAAGGGUUUUUAAAAGAAGUACUGUAUGUUAAGCAUUGAACAAAUGUUUCU
Molecule: messenger RNA, 1167 nt
Organism: Python bivittatus (Burmese python)
Lineage: Eukaryota; Metazoa; Chordata; Lepidosauria; Squamata; Pythonidae
Source: RefSeq, a predicted model, not a curated record